Symbiodinium pilosum is the source of this 1099-nucleotide messenger RNA. The record is from the annotation of a GenBank genome assembly. NCBI's taxonomy places the organism in Eukaryota, Dinophyceae, Suessiales, Symbiodiniaceae.
GUGGUUGGCACCCAGCUUCCUCGCUGCCACUUCUUCCGGAGACGACCUAAAGCAGGCGCUUCGAGAAGAUGCACCAGGCAUCUAUUCCUUCGAAAUUUUCAACUCGGAGUUCUGUGAGAAGCUCCUGGAAGAGGUAAGUCAUGCUCAGCAGACAGCCCGCGAGGAGCUGGACCGGCCGAAUGGCAUGAAUAGGUAUGGGCUGGUACUGAAUCAACUCGGCACGGACCUGGGUGAGCUGACUUCGGACGGGCCGCGCCUUGUAAUGACUCACUUUGUUUGGGACAUGUGUGGCGAUCUGCAUUCCAGCAAUGGAUUCGAUGCGGAGUUUUCCGGGGCAACAUUGUCCUUCUGCGGGUUGGUUACUGAUGCCAACCACCGGAAGAUGCAGUACACCUACUCGCACGAGAAGGGCCGUGCUGUGAUCCACCUGGGACGACAGCGCCAUGGCGCCGAUGACAUCGAGUCUGGGGAGCGCAUCAAUUUCAUCCUUUGGUCUGUCAGUGCGAAGUAUCGAGCUUCCGAGGCCUACCAGGACCACCGACUCAGAAGCUCUGCCGCCGACCCGCCAGAUAAGAUUUGUCUCUCCUACACGCACGACCGCGACUACACCAAGUAUCUUGCAAAGCCAACCAAGGCGCAGGCCAUCUCCAGGGGCGUCAUGUUGGAUGUGGUGGAACGCAGACUGGAGAUCUACAACCGGCCAGUGCUGGACCUGGCGAAGCCCAUCGAGGAAGUCAAUUCUGUGCCCAGCGUGUGCUUGUUCAUGGAAGGCUUGCCUCCGUACAGGCAACACCAGCUCUUUCAGUCCAUGAUGGAAGUCGCGGAGGAGGUGCACGAUGCGCUGGGGAAGAAGGAUGGAGAGGUGCCUUCCAUCCUUUUCUUCGUCGCGUUGCAGCCAACAGGGGCUGUACCGCAGGUCCGCAAUCUCUGUGCCGCGGACAGCAGCCCAGCGCUUGCAAUCCUGGACGUGGACAAAGAGAAGCGGUAUCGCUGGGAGUCUGACGAGGACCUUGACGCAGCAGUUUUGCGCGACUUCGUCCGGGACUUCCGAGAGGGCAAGUUGAAGGCAGCGCGCAGUAGCAUGGGUCAUCUGUCAUAA